UCAAGACCUCUCUUCCCCCUCGCGAUGCGGCCCUCUUCAACCUCUCCACCUUCUGUGUCGAGGCGGAGCCUGUCAUUCCCUUGAUUGUCUUCCUGGACUUUCUUGUCACUCUUUCCAACAGCCUUUGGUCCUCAGUGGCCACCACUGUCCUUACACAUCUCGAAUAGGCCGCGCCGGUCGCGUUCCUAGACUUCGAGAUUGCCCUCAAUAUCACUCCCAGUCAUUAUUCCAAUUAGGCCUGUUGUUUCCAUCCAACAUCAUGUUAGGCUUUCAUAGGCGCACCAGAUCUCUGAUACCCGUCAAGGAAUUGGCGAAGUAUGACAAAGUUGAAUUGAGCGAAGAGCCUGAACAGGAUACGAGGGAAGAUGAUCAGGAACUUGUCUCAGUGCCGGAGACGACAACAAAGGCUCGACAGAGGCAGUUGACUCUAGUCUAUGUGAUAUUCCUUGCCGAAGCCAUCAUGGCCUCGAGCCUCCAACCGCAACUGCAGAUGCUCAUUUCGAACGACGAUUACUGCGGAAAUCUAUCUACGUCCUACCUUCGUAGCAUCUUGGAUUGCGCAUAUGCAUUUGGUGGUACGAGUGGUAUUUUCUGGGGAUAUCUCUCUGACCGCAUUGGACGCCGUCGUGUGUCUCUGCUAGGGUUGUGGACCAUGUGCGUUUGCUGUCUGAGCAUGGGAUUUGCCACGGACCUUAUGAGCUGCACGAUCUUCCGAUUCGUCGCCGGCUUAGCUAGUUCAACCAUCGCGGUGACGACUCUUACGAUGAUAGGCGACCUCAGCACCAAUGCAUCUGGAAGAGCGAAGAACGUAGCCCGGCUUCCUCUCAUUGCCCUAUGCGGCUCCAUCGGGCCUAUCGUGCAAGGACUGGUCUCAGAAAGCACCAAUGCCUCGACCGUAGUCUGGCAGAAGUUCCCAAUCCUGAGCUCGCAGAUUGCUUGUGGGACUAUUCUGCUCAUAAUCGCUGUUGCGGCAUCAAUUAUGCUUCAAGAGACAUUGCCUCUACAAUCCGACCAGCGAGCAAGUGGAUCAAACUACGACUGUGAAAAAGCGCCCUUCCUCUCUGAUGCCGAAUCGAAUGAACCGCUCAUUCGUGUAGUGGACUCUGUCCGGCCCGACUGUAUCUCUAUUAGCCAAUUCCUGCAAGCGCCCUCUCUUUUAAUCUUGCUCUCUUCCUUCUCUCUCCUCUCCCUCCAUGCGUCCACCUUCGAUGCUUUACUUCCCCACCUCGGCCACAGCAGCACCCAGCAUGGCGGCAUGGGCAUUCCUUGCAAUUGGCUGGGUCUUACUGUCCUCGUUGUUCGUGGUGUUGCUGGCCUGGCCAUACUCCGCGCUGUUCCUCAUCUAAUCAAGAAGUAUGGCCUGUUGAAGCUAUACCGUUCCGUUUCUCUCCUAUUUCCGGCCAUAUAUGUUGCGACACCUCUCCUUGCCUUGGUUGCGGCCUGCUCUACCCUCCUUGCUGCACUCACAUCAACGACGGCUAUCCUGGCCAAACAUGUCCUCACGGGAGGAGCAUCGGUUCUUGUUUCUCUUCUCGUGCUCAACACGACUCCCGAUGCCUUCUCAGCUGGCACGGUGGUCGGGAUGAUGCAGGCUGCGAGCCUGUUCAAGGCCUUGGCCGUAGCUGUUAGCGGGGCCAGCUUCUAUCUAAGCGGCGACUUCAGCGUGGCAACGACGAACUACGCUCUGUGGACCUGCCUUACUCUAUUCGGUUUUGUUGGAGCGGGUUUGGCAUGGUUUGUCAGGGAACGACCCAGCGUGGACCGAGAUUUCCCCAGCGAGGUGCUCUGUUGGGAGACGUGCUUUGAUGCGGAGAAGAACCCCGAAGGCUAGGGGCGGGGGGUCUCUCCACGGUGGUACUUCUCAAGGACACACCGUGCCCUAAAGGGACACCUGAGCUUCCUCGGCCCGAAUUUCACAUCAAUAGUGAAGAUGGAGGGAGCGGGUUUUCAUUGCGGGCUGUGUUGGUAUGUAAUGAUGGUUUUGCGGAGUUGUUCACAUUAGUACCCACACUCAUUUUGAAGUUUCUCUGUUUGGCUCUCGAUGUUGUUUACGUUCUGGCACGUGUCAAAGGCUCUGAGUGGUCGCUGGCUCACGGCGGGAUACGAGCUUGGCAUCUUUUUGUUUGCAUCUGAAACGCGACUAACUGCCGCCUGUUGUUGUGAAGCACACCGCACUCUGGCGGGCUUGGGCGGUCUCUGUCGCGGGUUGUAGAUAGCUGGACGGCGGGUUGGGGGUUUUGAACGUGUAGUGAUGAAUAUAUUCGAGCUUAACU
Lindgomyces ingoldianus is the source of this 2273-nucleotide messenger RNA. RefSeq names its product MFS general substrate transporter. The transcript has 3 exons. Bases 260 to 1831 code for a protein of 523 amino acids. NCBI's taxonomy places the organism in Eukaryota, Fungi, Ascomycota, Dothideomycetes, Pleosporales, Lindgomycetaceae. Gene Ontology annotation, biological process: transmembrane transport. Gene Ontology annotation, molecular function: transmembrane transporter activity. The record is from RefSeq and is a predicted model, not a curated record.